Spodoptera exigua (beet armyworm) is the source of this 721-nucleotide messenger RNA. The record is from the annotation of a GenBank genome assembly. Lineage: Eukaryota; Metazoa; Arthropoda; Insecta; Lepidoptera; Noctuidae.
AUGGACUACAACGUUCCAGUUGUUAGUAAGGACUUACCGUCUCUUGUGGAUCAACUGGAAAACAUAGCUGCUCAAGUGACGGAUCUUACUACCGCAGGGAGACUAGAAACUUUAGCAACACGCACACAGAGGCUUUAUCUCACGAACAUCAAACCACUAGAACAGUUACGAGCUGAUGUGGUCUUCAAAUUGACAGAAUUAGAACUACAACUGUUACCUUUUAGGAGAAAAUUAAACAUUUCGCUAAGCCACAUCCAUACUGCGCAGUUUUAUAUCGAUAACCAGGGUGAUGUUAUUGCUCAGAAAAAAGUAUCGAUAUACAUAUCCCGUCUGGUGUCUCAUGCAGCUGGCUGGAGGACACACGUACUCAUUUCAACCAGCAAACACGCCGCUCGAUGUAAACCUUUGUACUCUGUGUAUGCAGCAGCGAGAUCUCUGCUGUGCUCCCAAUACGUCUCGUCUUUGCACGGUUGGUGGGUCUGCGGAUUUUUCCUCGGCAUUGCAUGGUGUGCCGCACUAACACCACUUUGUGUGAAACUUUGGCGGUCGUAUGGAAGGAAAAUUAGGGCACACGAAGCUAUGAUGCUUGCUAACUUGGGCUCCGGGCAACAAGAAACGCCAACCACUGCUUUAUGUGACGGUAGUAACUGGAACACGCCCGGGCCACCAGCCCCACCACCAAGAAGUGACAGCUGGUGAUCAGAAGAUUGGAUCAAAGGGA